UUGUUGCCACAACCUCUUGGCUGCUCAGGAACUGUUGGAGGAGGAGCUAAAGGGUCUAUUUAAACUGUUCCUGUGCUUCGUUCUGCAGAAUAAAACAUUUGUCUUUGUGACUUUGACACUUCCUGAAGGAGUUCCUUUAAGGAGAUUUUGUCAAUUUGUGUCAUCACAUACUAUUGAUACAGUAAAUAGUGCAUAUGUACAGUAAUGUGUAGUAUGCUGUUACUUAUUCUUCAUUUUUACUUUUAUUGCUGAGUAUUGCGUUUAAAUUUUAAACCGCUGCUGAUUACUUGAUUUUUUUCUACUUGAACUUUACUUCAGCAUCUCAUUAUCAUCUGAGGACUCUUUGAAGACUUGCUGUUACAUUGUAUUCAUAUCAUUUAUUGGUAAUGUACACAUUUGUAUAUUGUGCAUAUCUCAGAAGGUUUAUAAAAAUGUCCAAACUAUAUAGUUUUGCAAGAUAUGUUUGCUUUGAAUUCAUUUAGCAGAACCUUGUUGUUGGGCUGAAAGUAAAGUCUGCUAAUUUUAGCACCAGAGAAUUCAGCGUUUGUGCACUGAAGAGGUAACGUCAAACUGUAAGUACAUUAAUGCUACUCUAUUACGGUGUAUUCUUACUUCUACAUUAAACACACAUUGUGUAGACUAUAGGGCUACGAUUUCUGUUACCGGUUACUUAGGUUUAAAUUUGCUGGUAUUAUGGUGCAGUCAGUGUGUCGUCAGCAUAAAGCAGCCGCCUGAGAUAAAAGAUCAAUCGGCAGCAGGAGGGAGUUUGCGUUUCAAGUCUUCACGACAGCAUUUUAUAAUAAAAAACAAAGAAGACUGUAACCUACAAAUUGAGUGUAUGUAGCUUGGAAAUACUACAGUGAUACAUGAGCACAUGAGAAGAAAACACACGUGUCACAGAUGUCAUCCACAAACCAUCUGCUUUAAUGAUUAUGCUGCAUAUUAUUUGUUGACCCUUUAGUUGCCGUCUAUGGACAUGGAUGACUUUGUUCGUAACAAAUUGACUGAAUGGGGCUUCUGCAACUUGAUAGAAAGAUUUGAAGGAGGAAUCAAAAACAAAUUGUCCAGAAGUAGAGGACGUUUCUAAUGCUGGACCAUCCACCAGUGCCUCCAGUGAGAAAGGAAACAGAGCCUUGGACCUUGAUGGUGAAUUGCAGCCACCAUCUAAGAGGCAAAAACCUGGCUUCAUAGGAUCAAACUCAGAAGAAAUCAUACUUUCUUGUGGGAAAAGCAUCAUGAGUCAAGUCCAUGGGAGACUGCGUUUGGAUGAACACACAAAACUCAAUGAUUUCCUGAAGAGUAAAAUUCGUGGAUUGGAGACUGACAAAAGGGAGCUCAUCGGUGUCUUUGGUAGAAGUGGAGCUGGAAAGAGCUCUCUGAUAAACGCCGUCAUUGAAGAGUUUAACCUUCUGCCCUCUGGAGAUUUCAAAGCAUGUACCUCCGUCAUGAUUAAAGUGGAGGCCAACAUGCUCAAUUUUAAGUAUGAGGCAGAGAUAGAGUUCAUUUCAAAAGAGGACUGGAAGGAUGAACUUUGGUGUUUGUAUAAUAAUGUAAGGGACGAUCACGAAAUUGAAGACAAGCUAACAGCAUUGUAUGGAGAAGAAUGGAGAAAUAAACCUCCCGUUGAAAACCUCCUGGACAACAAAUAUUUCAAAGAAAUCCCAGAGUUUCUCAUGGAGAAAAAGAAAUUUUUGACAUCUGAAUCUGCUGCAGAACUGUCAGCAAAAUUACUGAAAUACACGAUAAGUGAGUCCAUUGAUGAAGCAGAGAAGAGGUGGUACUGGCCCUUGGUGAAGUGUGUGACUGUCAGGGUGCCUAAAAAUCCUCUUCUCCAGCACGUCACACUUGUGGACCUUCCUGGAAAUGGGGACUGUAACAAGAGCAGAAACGAAAUGUGGAAAGAGUUUGUUGGAAGUUGCUCCACUGUGUGGAUUGUGACUGACAUUAAUCGAGCAGCAUCAGAGGACAACGCCUGGGAGAUCCUGGAAAGUGCCUGCAGCCUCAUAGGAAACGGAGGCCAGUGUCAGCAGAUUCACUUCAUCUGCACCAAGUCUGAUUAUUCUGAAAAAUUUGAUAAGCUUUCAAGAGAUGCAGUUCGUGGUCACAUAUUUAAAAGAAACAUGAAAGCCAAGGAUGAAGUACAGAAAAAAUUCAACACACUGAACAAUGUCAAGAAACAUUUCAAUGAUGGAUGUUUCAAAGUGUUCACAGUGAGCUCCAAAUUGUUUCGGAAAGAGAAGCAAUCUAAACCCACUGUUCUACAGCUUGAUGAAACUGAAAUACCCCAACUUCAGAAGUUUCUGCAAAAUCUCAACGACUGUCACUCAGAAACAUUAAACUUUGUUUCUGGAGCUUAUGGGAUUCUGUCAUUGAUGCAAGGAGCCCGCAGCAGAGACACGGCUGACAGCAAAACUGAGGUCUGCCUACGACUUGAAGAAAAGUUACAGCAGGAAUUUCAGAAAAUUGCAAAAACCAUGAAAAAGACUUAUAAGGAUUUUGAAGAAUGUCUGAUUGACGGAGUUAGAAAUUCAGAAAGUUCAUGUGAAGAAACCUUACACAAGUUUUUAUAUCCAAGACAAAAAGGCAGCGGUUUCCAUAAAACAUUAUCGAGUGUCGUUGAGCGCAGUGGUGUCCACAAACCAAAGAAAGGAAAACUCAUAAACCUCAAUAUGAAGUUAAGCUCAAAGCUGACUGACAGCAUUGAUGAGAUAUUCAGGAACACCUUCCCGAAUGAAGGAAAACCAUUCAGUGAAGUCAUCAACGCCUUUUCCCUGGACACAGAGAAGCUGAUUGAAAAGUACAAAGCUGUUGAACUGCAAAUGAUAUUUCUAAAGAUAGAGGAAGAAAGAAUUAAGACAAGACUCACCAAAAUUAUUCGUGAUCGAAAGAAAACAAUCUACAGCAGCCUGACUGAGAUGAUCGAGGACACUAUGCAAGAUGGAUAUAAAAAAGCAGCAGAAUUUAGAGGAACACACAAACUAUAUAACAUGAGGGAGACACUGAAGACACAUUUACAUGAUUCAAAGAACACCAUGUUUAAGAAGGCUAAACGCGUUAUGUUACAGAACCUGCAGAUGUUGAUGGAGGAGAUCAUGGAGACAGUGAUGAAAUCUCUAAAUGAAGCAAUCGAGCUGUCACUCAAGACAGAUGAUCACAUUAUUCCAGAUUUUUCAGCAGAGCUUGAUCAGAUGAAGAAAUAUUACAAGCAACUGAAGAACAGCUCACAUGAAGAAUCUAACUAACUCAGGUUGCUGAAAGAAGGAAGCAGCUGUAGACUAAACCUACUCAAAGUCAAACAUGUGCCUUUAUUUCCUGGUCUCAACCACUGUAACCAAAUUAUAAUUUACUUUUAUUUAUGAGUAACGUUUUCUUAUAUUAGUUUAUUUUUUGGCUACAUGUUGUUUUUAGAGACGUUUGUUUUUUUUUACUUUUUCAAUUUAUGAUUACAAUACAUUGCUUUUAUCUUUUUUACUUUAUUUUAUGAAGAUAGUGUAGGUUGAUGAGAUCAGUGUCUUAAACAUCUGUAAAUCAUAGCUACGGUACAUUAUUCACAGAUUUAUUCAUUGAAGUAAUGUUAACUUUUUCUACUUCCUUUUAUCCAUAUUUUCUCAUAGUAGCUACCUUUAUGUUUUUAAGAGUAGUUUUUAAGUAGUUUUAUAUAUUUGCUUUACCCAGCAUGUUUUUAAUUGUUUUCAUUUUGUCAACCUUUCAGUUUUUUUUUGUAAUGUCUUCUUGUGACCUUCAUAUUAGUAGUGAAAGGGCCUAGUGUUUUACAAGAUCCC
Molecule: messenger RNA, 3782 nt
Organism: Betta splendens (Siamese fighting fish)
Lineage: Eukaryota; Metazoa; Chordata; Actinopteri; Anabantiformes; Osphronemidae
Product: nuclear GTPase SLIP-GC-like
Exons: 20
Coding region: 1236-3242 (668 amino acids)
Molecular function (GO): GTPase activity
Source: RefSeq, a predicted model, not a curated record